Molecule: messenger RNA, 1858 nt
Organism: Epinephelus lanceolatus (giant grouper)
Lineage: Eukaryota; Metazoa; Chordata; Actinopteri; Perciformes; Serranidae
Gene: acmsd
Product: aminocarboxymuconate semialdehyde decarboxylase
Biological process (GO): secondary metabolic process
Cellular component (GO): cytosol; cytoplasm
Molecular function (GO): carboxy-lyase activity; hydrolase activity
Source: RefSeq, a predicted model, not a curated record
GAGGGCGGAGAGUGUUGUUUGGAUUUGCGCUCAGUUUCUGCAAGAAAUCUUAGGCAGCAGACCUCCCCAUUUUCCAGAGGGUAAUCACAAGGAUGAAGGUUGAUAUCCAUAAUCAUAUUUUACCAAAGGAAUGGCCCGAUUUGAAGCAGAGGUAUGGAUAUGGUGGGUUUGUCCAGCUUCACCAUCACUGCAAGGGUGAAGCAGACAUGAUGAAGGAUGGAAAGCUGUUCCGAGUAAUUCAGGAGAACUGCUGGGAUGCAAAAGCACGCAUAAGGGACAUGGAUCAACAUGGUGUCACAGUUCAGGCCCUGUCCACUGUCCCUGUGAUGUUCAGUUACUGGGCCAAACCUCAUGACACACUGGAUCUCUGUGUUCUUUUAAAUGAUGAUUUGGCCAAGACAGUGCGCAGCCACCCCAAGAGGUUUGUGGGCCUGGGCACUCUGCCCAUGCAAGCCCCUGAUUUAGCUGUGCUGGAGAUGAGGCGCUGCGUGAAGGAGCUGGGCUUCCCUGGGGUGCAGAUCGGCUCACAUAUCAACAACUGGGACCUCAAUGCAACUGAGCUCUAUCCCGUCUAUGCUGCAGCUGAGGAGCUGGGCUGCUCCAUAUUUGUCCACCCGUGGGACAUGCAGACAGAUGGGAGAAUGGCUAAGUAUUGGCUGCCCUGGCUGGUGGGCAUGCCGACAGAGACAACCAUGGCCAUUUGCUCGAUGAUAUUUGGAGGCGUGUUUGAGAGAUUUCCUAAAUUGAAAGUCUGCUUUGCACAUGGAGGUGGCUCUUUUCCAUUCACCAUUGGCAGAAUUGAACAUGGCCACAAAGUCCGCCCUGACCUGUGCGCAGUGGACAACGAGAUCAGUCCCCAGAAAUACCUCGGUUCCUUCUACACCGACUCCCUAGUUCAUGAUCCCACCGCCCUGAAGCUACUCAUUGAUGUUAUUGGAAAAGAUAAAGUGAUGCUGGGGACAGAUUAUCCAUUCCCUCUGGGUGAGCUGCAGCCUGGAUCAUUGAUUGAGUCAAUGGAUGAAUUUCAUGACACACUAAAGGAUAAAUUGCUUGCUGGAAAUGCACUGGACUUUUUGGGCCUGAAACGAGAGCAGUUUGAGUGACAUGAAAAUCGGAGAUACAGCUGCUACAAAGGCCUUCUUUAAAUAUUCAUAAUUGUAUGAUUAAGGAUAAAAAUCCUUUUGGAAUAGCUUGUAUAGUAGAUAUAACAAAUUAUGUUGUUGUUUAAUAUGAUAAAGUAAUUAUUUUUCUCUCAGUAUUUUGUGAAAUGCUUUAUUUGUUAUUACACUUAUCAUCUUAGUGAUCACCAUCAGCAGAUUGUUUUUUUUUCUUUUAGUUUGAUUAGAGAAUACUUAUUGCCAAAGACCCCACAGUACAACAGACAACUUUUGCUACUUAGUGUUAUCAGGAACACAUGCAGCCAAUCCCACUAUUAAAUGCAGGGCUGCUCCAGUUGCCUUUAUAAUUCCCCAACCGAAUGUAUUCCAUAUUACACUUAUUGUUUGGGUUCCCAGUGUAUGCGAACUAAAGCUACUUUAGGUUAUGUACAGACAAAACAAGACAUUUAAAAAGUCAUCACCUUGGACUUUAAGAAACUGGGAUUCACUAUUCUAUGACAUUGUUAAGACCAAACUAUGAAUCAAUUAAUCUUGAAAAUAAUCAGCAGAUUAAUUGAUGAUGAAAAUAUUUGAUAGUUUCAGCUCUUGUGUUAAUAAUAAUAUAGAAAAUUGCAAAAUUAACCAUUUCCCCCCAUUGAAAAUGUCUGUCAUUCCUUACAACUGCAUAAAACUCUAUUAAGUAGAUAACUAUUGGAGUUGCUACCUUUCCCUUUGCAUGAAGUGGGCUAUUACAGUUGUUU